CUUACAGUAUCUCGGAAUCCCCAGACCCCAUCCAAGGGGCAAUGCAAACGUCGCCAGUUGGCAGGAUGACACCGGGAAUCUUGGGGUAGGAGAUUUGGCGAGCUAUCUGGUCGGUUAUCCGGGCCAAGCAUUGCCACAAGCUGAGCUGUGUCUGUUAGAAGGAAAUACAACCAACUACACACCCUGCUGGGGAGCGCUCAAAGAUGUGGUGGCCGGUUACAACCACGGCAGAAAAUGAGUACUUAAAUGCGGCCCUUCCACGCGGCCGUUUCUUCUCCCAGUACUAUCAACCACUACCUGCACAAUGAACUUUGCUCUUUAACAUCACUUGAUAAAACAAUGACUGCCUUGCUUCCGUCGUCACAAGAACAUGUUAAGGUGGCUGCGACAACAUCCGAUGCAGACCAAGCCCUAGCUAUUCUAGGAUAUACAAAUGAGCUCAAGAGAAGUCUGUCAAUAUGGACCAUCCUAGGACUAUCGGUAGCCAUCAUGGCAGUUCCCGCCGGCCUCUCUGUAACCCUCUACAUCACCCUUAUCAACGGACAGUCCGUUACCAUGCUUUGGGGCUGGGCUUUUGUGACCCUCGUCUCGGUUUGCACAGCCGCCUCGCUCGCCGAAAUCUGUGCCGUCUACCCAACCGCGGGCGGACCGUACUUCUGGUCGGCCAUGGUGUCCAACCACAAGCAUGCCGCCCUCGCUUCCUGGGUCACUGGCUGGCUGAAUCUGGUUGGCAACUUUCUUGCGACCACCAGCAUCAAUUUUGGCGGUGCCCAGGUUGUCCUGGCAGCGGCAACGCUGUGGCAUGAGGAUUACGUGCCGACCGCCUGGCAUACGAUACUGACGUUUUGUGCCUUCACCCUCUUGGCUGCUUCCGUCAACAUUUUCGGAGUCCGAUAUCUCAAUGCUAUCAACGUGGCAGCCAUGUGCUGGAUUUCUGUCUCCAUCGUGGUCCUCAUGACUGUGCUUCUAGGUAUGGCCAAGGACCAACGAACCGCGGGCUUCGUCUUUACCAAUUACAACGCCUCGGCUAGUGGUUGGCCUACUGGAUGGUCAUUCUUUGUGGGAUUGCUCCAGGGGGGUUAUGUGAUGAUGGGGUACGGAAUGGUGGCGUCGCUCUGCGAAGAAGUCGAGAGCCCUCAUCUUCAUGUUCCGAGGGCGAUGGUCAUCUCCGUUGUCGUGUCCGGGGUCUUGGGUCUUCUCUACAUUAUUCCAGUCCUAUUCGUGCUGCCCGACAUUGGCACCCUUUUGGCAGUGACGAGCAACCAGCCGGUUGGCAUCAUGUUCGAAAUGAUCACAGGCUCCAAACCUGCCGCCAUGGGUUUGCUCCUGCUCUUGAUCGGCAUCUUCGUAUUCUGCACCAUUGGGGCGACUAUAGCUGCGAGCCGUUACACCUAUGCUUUUGCCCGCGACGGGGCCAUACCAGGUCAUCGUUUGUGGUCCCGUGUCAACAAAAAGCUCGCAAUGCCGCUCUGGGCAACGUUGCUAAAUGUGGCCGUCAAUAUCCUGCUGGCUGUCAUCUACUUUGGCUCCUCGGCCGCUUUCAACUCCUUUACUGGAACCGCCACUAUCUGUCUAUCAACAUCGUACGCCAUCCCCGUCCUUAUUUCCUUGUGCCGAUCCCGGAACCCGGUUAAGGGGUCUACUUAUUCUUUAGAACCCUUCGGAUUCAUCAUCAAUGCGGUGUCAGUCACCUGGAUAUUCUUCUCCAUUGUUCUGUUCUGUAUGCCCGUUUCGCUUCCUGUCACAGCGAGUUCGAUGAAUUACUCUAGCGUUAUCUUCACAGGGUUCGCCGUCAUCAGCCUGGUGUGGUAUGUUGUAUAUGGCUGUCGUAAUUAUCAAGGACCUAUCGCAAUUAUUGAACAGGACCAUCUUUCGGGCUCUGAGGUUCAUGGGUCUGCCACUGAUUCUCUUCCCAAGAAUGUCAACAAGGGUUAGGAUUCUGGCAUAUCCUCGCCUUCAAUAUAGUGGUGUUUACCUCAAAACAGUUGAAGGAACGUCACAAUAUAGUAUAGUAUGAAUGAAGUGUAUAU
Messenger RNA from Pseudogymnoascus verrucosus, 2030 nucleotides. RefSeq lists its product as uncharacterized. The transcript has 2 exons. Bases 247 to 1935 code for a protein of 562 amino acids. Gene Ontology annotation, cellular component: membrane. Gene Ontology annotation, molecular function: transmembrane transporter activity. NCBI's taxonomy places the organism in Eukaryota, Fungi, Ascomycota, Leotiomycetes, Thelebolales, Thelebolaceae. The record is from RefSeq and is a predicted model, not a curated record. Gene Ontology annotation, biological process: transmembrane transport.